Messenger RNA from Actinia tenebrosa (Australian red waratah sea anemone), 1799 nucleotides. RefSeq names its product F-actin-capping protein subunit alpha-1. Gene Ontology annotation, biological process: barbed-end actin filament capping; actin cytoskeleton organization. Gene Ontology annotation, molecular function: actin filament binding. Gene Ontology annotation, cellular component: F-actin capping protein complex; cortical cytoskeleton. NCBI's taxonomy places the organism in Eukaryota, Metazoa, Cnidaria, Anthozoa, Actiniaria, Actiniidae. The record is from RefSeq and is a predicted model, not a curated record.
CUUUCCGUACCAGUGCCGAAAGCAGCCAUCUUGGAUUCGCUUCCUGGUGUCCUUCGACUUCAGUCCAAAUCUGUGGAGAAAAUAUCAUGGCUGAUUACGAUGCACCCAUCUCUGAUGACGAAAAGGUACGAAUAGCUUCCAAUUUCAUAAAACACGCCCCACCAGGAGAAUUCAACGAAGUGUUCACCGAUGCUCGCCUGCUUCUAAACAACGACAGUUUAUUGAAAGAAAAAGGUGCAAGUGCAUUUUCUGAUUAUAAUAAGGAGCAGUUUACCCCUGCUAGGCUGGGCUCUUCUGAUGAACAGGUUCUCAUCACAAGACAUGGAGAGCUUCCAGAUGGCCGCUUUGUUGAUCCCAGAUCCAAACAGGUGUUUACAUAUGAUCACCUUAGAAAGGAAGCCAAAGACUUAGAGCCAAGUGACAUAGAUACUACAGCUGAGCCCUGGAGAGCUUCUAUUGAUGAGUCCUUUAGAGUAUAUGUUAAAGAUCACUAUCCUCAUGGAGUUUGCACUGUGUAUGGCAAGAGUUCUGGUGGAUCAAUCACCAUUGUUGCUUGUAUAGAAGACCAUCUCUUUCAACCACAUAAUUUCUGGAAUGGAAGGUGGCGUUCAGAGUGGUCUAUGACAUUCAAUAAGAAUGGAGGAGAAACUGUAGAGUUGAAAGGCAUCUUGAAGCUUCAGGUCCACUACUAUGAAGAUGGCAAUGUACAGUUAGUUUCCUCUAAAGAAUUAGAGGAAGAGAUAAAAAUCACGAGAGAAACAGCAACGGCUAACCUUUUCGUGGAGAUUGUGGAAAAAGCCGAAAGUGAUUACCAGAAAGCAAUUUCUGAAAACUACAGCACAAUGUCUGACACGACUUUCAAAGCCUUGAGAAGACAAUUACCUAUCACUCGCACCAAGAUAGACUGGAACAAGAUCCUCAAUUAUAAGAUUGGUCAAGAGCUCAAGAGUUCAUAGACUAUCCAUGUUUUAUGCCAUUUCCAUAAGUUUUUUUAUACACUGCUAGCCAGAGUUCUACUUGUAAAUCAAAGAGUUAGAGAGGGAGAGAAAACAUGUUUUAGUUAAUCGUAAACAUUUAUUGUUUCUUCGCAUAUACUUGAACGACUAAAAAUAAUAGAAUCAUACUUUAUUAAUAGCGCUAGUAGAAAAAAGGUAGGUAUUUAAUUGAUUUAUAUUUGUUUGAAUUAUCUUACAUCCAAGACCUGAUUAAUUGAACAAAACUAAUAAUUAUUUUGAUUUAUUUGUAAUAAUUAUUUUGUUGUAGAAGAAAAAAUCAUGAUUGAUACCUAACCUAAAUGAUUCCUCAAACCAUAUAAUUAUUAUAAUUUAUUUAUAAUAAUUAUUUUGGUAUGGAGAUAGAAUUAUGAUUGAUACUAUCCUACAUAGUUGAUCAAACACAAUAAUCAUUAUAAUUUAAUUAUGAUAAUUAUCUCACCAUGGAAAAAAAAUUUAUGAACUUGAUAAUUAUUAUAAUUCAUUUAUGAUAAUUAUUUUAGAGUGGAGAAAAAUUCAUUGUUGUUUUCUGUGAACUACAAGGAGUAAUUGGGAUGCUUUUUGAAUAGUUAGAGUUAUAAGAAUUAUUGAUGGAGGUUCAUUAACCAAUGCAAACCAGAAAGCCAUGCAUGUUAUAUGGUUUAAAUAUUACUUUAAGAUUGCAUUACAUUGUACAUCUCUUAAUCACAUCCUUUUUGUAAUCACUACCAAAUCCUGCAAUCUGAUUGGUUCAAAGGAGUGUGAUUAAUUCCCAAAUCGCAUCCUUAGAAGCUCUUAAUUGCAUUCUAAAAAAAUUUUUUUUAAACA